UAUAAUUUGUGAAAACUACUUGCGAUGAAGCGUAAAUUGAAAACUAAUAAAAAGAUCAACCAAAAUUCACAGACAAACACCGAACACAAUCAGGGUUCCAGGAUUCCCCCGCCCACUGCAUUCAAAAAGGAUACAUUCAAAACGAAACAGACUUAUAAAGCGGACUCCUUGACAAAAGGACGAACUGGGCUGCUUGAAGAGCUGACCACGAAGAUUUGCAAAUGUCAAAUACAAAAGCAUGAGGAACAGCGGUCACCACCCCAACCACAAAAACACCAACAAAAGCAACCUUGCAGUCAGGCAAAGGAUCAAUAUCUAUGUCAGUUAAAGGCCAAACAGGCACAGGAUAAAUAUCGAUCAUCUAAAGAGGAGCCACAUUACGAAUGUUUAGCUCAUGCGUGUCCCAGUCUAUCGAUGGAGCUACUGAGUCGUGUUCCGUCCCAUUUAGAAACCCUUUAUACCCCGCAACCCCGCCAUGCACAUCAUCUGCCUCCAUUGUCUUCGAAAUUCAACAAGGAACCGACCCAGGCAAAUCCUGAGGGAGCUGACGGAGAUCGUGUGCUGUACAAGAAUGCUAAGUUUGGCUUUGAGUCCAGUGUUGAGCGUAGUGUCAUUAGCGACAGAUCGACAAAGCGUCUAAUAAGGGAUCAGAAAAUUCCGCAGAAAAGCCAAUGUCCAGAGGACAAAGAUUCCUCUCCAUUGGUAAAAUCAGCUCGAGAGCAUUGCCGCCAAAUGAAUGCUCGCUUUAAAGCCAAGUAUUCGGAGAAGACUUCCGAAUCCGAUUCCUUUGGUGAUACUCGAAAGACUUUGAUCAGUGGAAAGAGCGCUGGAGAUUUACGUUCAGUUGUUCGCUCACAGAUUCAUGUGCAAGAGUUGAUCGAUCAGUCGAAAAGAAAACUGAAGAAAGCAGCCGACAAACGAUUGGAAACAUUAUCAUCUCUAUCGGAUUUUUCCAUAAAUAGCCGCUCUGAGCGGCAGGAUUCCAAAUUAGACAUGUUGGAAAAUAUUCAGCAAAAAGAUAUCAAACAAGGAAAGCUCUUGUUGUCCGUUAGUGUCGAGGAGAUGGUAAGCACCAAGCUGAUAGCACCCGUGGUACGUAAAGUGCAACGUAUGUAUUUGGGCACCCUUCGAGAGGAAAUGAGCAUUAUAGAGGAUCUUGAGCGUCUACCAUGCCAAGUCAGCAGUGUCUUUCAAACCGCCGAUGACCAGAAGAAACUAAAAAACAAGUAGCAUUUCCAUUUUUAUAUAGUUAUUUGUUUAAUUUUCUUGCAUUAUAUUUUAUACGGUUUAUUGAUAAGAUCAUCAUAAUAAACACAACUUACACUAA
Drosophila innubila is the source of this 1327-nucleotide messenger RNA. RefSeq lists its product as uncharacterized. Lineage: Eukaryota; Metazoa; Arthropoda; Insecta; Diptera; Drosophilidae. Bases 25 to 1230 code for a protein of 401 amino acids. The transcript has 2 exons. The record is from RefSeq and is a predicted model, not a curated record.